AUGGAAAUUGGAAACCUCAGGCAACAAAAGUAAGUUACAGAAUCGCCUGAGAGCUACUGUGUCGUUGGAAAUUGAAUGAAGAAGAAGGGGAGAUCGACGAUGACGAUCGUGACAAAAACUUGCACAUGAGUACUAUUGACAGACAUGAGCAUUUAUUAACGUUUCGAGAUGUCAACGAACAAAUUCGAAGGGUCAAGGGUCGAAGGGUCAGUUCGUGGGUGGUUGCAAGAAUUUGAAGACAUGGCAGUUGGACUGGAUGUGCAAAGGAUUAUUUAUACGAAGAGAUUGUUACGUGGUUCAGCAAUAUUCGUUAAUUAUGAAGAAUGUUGGAAAAAUUGGAAUAAAAUGA
Messenger RNA from Heterotrigona itama, 349 nucleotides. The record is from the annotation of a GenBank genome assembly. NCBI's taxonomy places the organism in Eukaryota, Metazoa, Arthropoda, Insecta, Hymenoptera, Apidae.